Molecule: messenger RNA, 5301 nt
Organism: Peromyscus eremicus (cactus mouse)
Lineage: Eukaryota; Metazoa; Chordata; Mammalia; Rodentia; Cricetidae
Gene: Sf3b1
Product: splicing factor 3b subunit 1
Exons: 22
Coding region: 1509-4985 (1158 amino acids)
Biological process (GO): spliceosomal complex assembly
Cellular component (GO): U2-type prespliceosome; U2 snRNP; U12-type spliceosomal complex
Molecular function (GO): mRNA binding
Source: RefSeq, a predicted model, not a curated record
UUUUCUAUAAGUAUUCAGAAAUUUAUUUUAAUUAAGUUGUCUUUAGCCCUUUGAUUUUUUUUGGCAUGCUUAUGAAUUUGCUUUUGUUUUUUUAAAGACCCCCGUAUAGAUUUGUAUAGAUUUGGUUGAAGUCACAGAUGCCAUAGUCUUCAUCUUUAUAAUGCAAGUUUUCUUUCCAGGUAGAAGGACAAGAAAAUAAUGAGCCAAUGCCAUAGAAACGCAAAGGGUUAAAGGUUUUUCUUUUACUUUUGUUUUGGGUACUCUUGGUAUACUUUGAACAAAUGUGGUUUUCUGCUCAAAAUACUUCAAAUUAUUGCAAGUUUUCAUUCCAAAUUCUAGAGUUUUGGAUUGUUACUUUUGAGAAAUUGUUUCUCACACUAGAGUCCCCUCAUAUCCUUAAAGCUUAGUAAAUGCACCUACUUUGCUCUAUGCAAAUUUGUAGUUAAAACGAAAGUUACGUACAAAGACUUUGGUGUCUGUAAUAGUUGGAGUCUGUCUUGCUAAUUGUAGUGUGCAAGGGGCAUAGUGAGCCUGGUGGAAGCUCUCCUCGGGUGCGUGAGUGAGUCCCACCCUCAAAACUAAGUGCCUGGUUUAAAAUAGAUCUGCUGCAGGUUCACAAGGUAGACUUUCAGCCUGCAUGAACUAAUAGGGAUAUUCUUUUCUUUACUUGCAUAAUUGUAAUUGAUUUAAACAUGUAUGUCAGAAUUCACAGGCCCAUACUAACUGUCCUUAAUUUCUUUCCUACAGCAGUACUGCUAUAUGCCAGUCCUGUCUGCAUUCUUAAGGGUGCAGUUCAACACAUCCUCUCUAGAUUAUGGUGAAAAAGUAUUCCAAAGGAAGUCUUAUCAGAGCUAGUGUCAGAAAGAAUGACACUACCAAUUGGGCAUGAUCGUCAGCAUAGGAGAUGUCUUAGAAUUUUAUUAUUUUGUCCUAAAUUUUAAUGCUAUACUACUUGUAUAGCUAAUUAUCACAUUUCUAAAGCAUAGUGUGCCUUUGUUGAUCUUGUUCUAUAAUGUUUGGGCUUCUUUAAGAUAGUUUGCAGUUUGAAAAGCAAAUACUGAAACUUUAAUCAAGAGACUGACACAUCUCUUUGUACACCACUUUUCUUUUGUGUGCAUUGUAAUAACUGGUAGAAAUAAUAUAUCUUAAGUAAUAUAUUUCCAGUUGUAAUUGUACUUUCUAAGAAAUAGAAUUAUAUUUUGGGUCAAGAAAGAAAUUUUAAAAAGCAUGAAGCCCUUUUUAGUAAUGUGACAUGAGAGUAAGAUUGUAGGUAUAUUAGAUUUUCUAAGUUACAACUGUUUAGAUCACUGUAUGAAGAACUUGUGUAGUCAGUUACUGUAGUCAGGAUUUUAACAGCUUGCAACAGGUAAUGUUUUGAAUAUAAAUAUCUUUCCAAAGUGUUACUAAUGGUAAAGAGAUAAUUUUCUAGGCUUCUAUUCUGCUGCUUGAAGUCAGAACUGCUGAUGGAGACAAAGGCACGAAAGUGAGGGAAGACCCCUGACCCUAAAAUGAAUGCCAGAACUUACAUGGAUGUUAUGCGGGAACAACAUCUGACUAAGGAGGAGAGAGAAAUUAGGCAACAACUAGCAGAAAAAGCUAAAGCUGGAGAACUAAAAGUCGUCAAUGGGGCAGCAGCAUCCCAGCCCCCCUCAAAACGAAAGCGGCGCUGGGAUCAAACCGCUGACCAGACUCCUGGCGCCACUCCCAAAAAGCUGUCCAGUUGGGAUCAGGCAGAGACCCCUGGGCACACCCCUUCUUUAAGAUGGGACGAGACACCAGGUCGUGCAAAAGGAAGUGAAACGCCUGGAGCAACCCCGGGUUCAAAAAUAUGGGAUCCUACACCUAGUCAUACACCUGCGGGAGCCGCUACUCCUGGACGAGGUGAUACGCCGGGCCAUGCAACCCCAGGCCAUGGCGGUGCAACUUCCAGCGCUCGUAAAAACAGAUGGGAUGAGACCCCCAAGACAGAAAGAGAUACUCCUGGGCAUGGAAGUGGAUGGGCUGAGACUCCUCGAACAGAUCGAGGUGGAGACUCUAUCGGGGAAACACCAACUCCUGGAGCAAGUAAAAGAAAGUCUCGUUGGGAUGAAACACCGGCUAGUCAGAUGGGGGGAAGCACUCCUGUUCUGACUCCAGGAAAAACCCCAAUCGGCACACCAGCCAUGAACAUGGCUACCCCCACUCCAGGUCACAUAAUGAGCAUGACUCCUGAACAGCUUCAGGCUUGGCGAUGGGAGAGAGAAAUUGAUGAGCGAAACCGCCCACUUUCUGAUGAAGAAUUAGAUGCUAUGUUCCCAGAAGGAUAUAAGGUCCUUCCCCCUCCAGCGGGUUAUGUUCCUAUUCGCACUCCAGCUCGGAAGCUGACAGCAACUCCCACACCUUUGGGCGGUAUGACUGGUUUCCAUAUGCAAACUGAAGAUAGAACGAUGAAAAGUGUUAAUGACCAGCCGUCUGGGAACCUGCCAUUUUUAAAACCUGAUGACAUUCAGUACUUUGAUAAACUAUUGGUUGAUGUUGAUGAAUCAACACUUAGUCCAGAAGAGCAAAAAGAGAGAAAAAUAAUGAAGUUGCUUUUAAAAAUUAAGAAUGGUACACCUCCAAUGAGAAAGGCUGCUUUACGUCAGAUUACUGAUAAAGCUCGAGAAUUUGGGGCUGGACCUUUGUUUAACCAGAUUCUUCCUCUGCUGAUGUCUCCUACACUUGAGGAUCAAGAGCGUCAUUUACUUGUGAAAGUUAUUGAUAGGAUAUUGUAUAAACUUGAUGACUUAGUACGGCCGUAUGUGCACAAGAUUCUUGUGGUCAUUGAGCCACUGCUGAUUGAUGAAGAUUACUAUGCCAGAGUGGAAGGCCGAGAGAUUAUUUCUAACUUGGCAAAGGCUGCUGGUCUGGCUACUAUGAUUUCCACCAUGAGACCUGAUAUAGAUAACAUGGAUGAGUAUGUCCGAAACACAACAGCUAGAGCUUUUGCUGUUGUAGCCUCUGCCCUGGGCAUUCCUUCUCUAUUGCCCUUCUUAAAAGCUGUGUGCAAAAGCAAGAAGUCUUGGCAAGCCAGGCACACUGGUAUUAAGAUUGUACAACAGAUAGCUAUUCUUAUGGGCUGUGCUAUCUUGCCACAUCUCAGAAGUUUAGUUGAAAUCAUUGAACACGGUCUUGUGGAUGAACAGCAGAAAGUUCGGACCAUCAGUGCUUUGGCUAUUGCUGCUUUGGCUGAAGCAGCGACUCCUUACGGUAUCGAAUCGUUUGACUCCGUGCUCAAGCCUCUAUGGAAGGGUAUCCGCCAACACAGAGGAAAGGGUUUGGCCGCUUUCUUAAAGGCUAUUGGGUAUCUUAUUCCUCUUAUGGAUGCAGAAUAUGCCAACUACUAUACCAGAGAAGUGAUGUUAAUCCUUAUUCGAGAAUUCCAGUCUCCAGAUGAAGAAAUGAAGAAAAUUGUAUUGAAGGUGGUGAAACAGUGUUGCGGAACAGAUGGUGUAGAAGCAAACUACAUUAAAACAGAGAUUCUUCCGCCUUUCUUUAAACACUUCUGGCAACACAGAAUGGCUCUGGAUAGAAGAAAUUACCGACAGUUAGUCGACACCACUGUGGAGUUGGCAAACAAAGUGGGAGCAGCAGAAAUUAUAUCUAGGAUUGUGGAUGAUCUGAAAGAUGAAGCUGAGCAAUACAGGAAAAUGGUGAUGGAGACAAUUGAGAAAAUUAUGGGCAACCUAGGUGCAGCAGACAUUGAUCAUAAACUGGAAGAACAACUGAUUGAUGGCAUUCUUUAUGCUUUCCAAGAACAGACUACAGAGGAUUCAGUAAUGUUGAAUGGCUUUGGCACAGUAGUUAAUGCUCUUGGCAAACGAGUCAAACCGUACUUGCCUCAGAUCUGUGGUACUGUUUUGUGGCGUUUAAAUAACAAAUCAGCAAAAGUUAGGCAACAAGCAGCUGACUUGAUUUCCAGAACUGCUGUUGUUAUGAAGACUUGUCAAGAGGAAAAACUGAUGGGGCACUUGGGUGUGGUGCUAUAUGAAUAUUUGGGUGAAGAAUACCCUGAAGUAUUGGGCAGCAUUCUUGGAGCACUGAAGGCCAUUGUAAAUGUAAUAGGUAUGCAUAAGAUGACACCACCAAUUAAAGAUCUCUUGCCUAGACUCACGCCCAUCUUAAAGAACAGGCAUGAAAAAGUACAAGAGAAUUGUAUCGACCUUGUUGGACGCAUUGCUGACAGGGGAGCUGAAUAUGUGUCUGCAAGAGAGUGGAUGAGGAUUUGCUUUGAGCUUUUAGAACUCUUAAAAGCUCACAAGAAAGCUAUUCGAAGAGCUACUGUCAACACUUUUGGUUAUAUUGCAAAGGCCAUUGGCCCUCACGAUGUACUGGCUACGCUUUUAAACAACCUCAAAGUUCAGGAAAGGCAGAACAGAGUGUGUACUACUGUAGCCAUUGCCAUUGUUGCGGAGACGUGCUCACCCUUCACAGUACUCCCUGCUUUAAUGAAUGAAUACAGAGUUCCUGAACUCAAUGUUCAAAAUGGAGUGUUAAAAUCACUCUCCUUCUUGUUUGAGUAUAUUGGUGAAAUGGGAAAAGACUACAUCUAUGCUGUAACGCCUUUACUUGAGGAUGCGUUAAUGGAUAGGGACCUCGUGCACAGACAGACAGCUAGUGCAGUGGUACAACACAUGUCUCUUGGUGUGUAUGGGUUUGGCUGUGAAGACUCUCUGAAUCACUUACUGAACUAUGUAUGGCCUAAUGUGUUUGAGACAUCUCCGCAUGUAAUCCAGGCAGUUAUGGGAGCUCUGGAGGGCCUGAGGGUGGCCAUUGGACCAUGCAGAAUGUUGCAGUACUGCUUACAGGGUCUCUUUCACCCAGCUCGGAAAGUCAGAGAUGUGUAUUGGAAAAUUUACAACUCCAUCUACAUUGGCUCCCAGGAUGCUCUCAUAGCACAUUACCCAAGAAUCUACAAUGACGAUAAGAACACCUAUAUUCGAUAUGAACUUGACUAUAUCUUGUAAUUUUAUUGUGUGUCUAAUACACAGCUGUUUCACACCUUAAACUUGCUUCGAUCUGAUGAUAUAAACUUGUAAACGUUGCAGAUCAGUGUAGAGCUGGUCAUAGGAGGGGGUAGAAAUCCAGUAGCAUGAUUUUUAAAUAACUUUUGUUUUUGACGUUAAACAGUAAACGCCAGUAGUGACCAAGGACACAGUGAUUACACACACUAUACUGGAGGGGUGUCAUUUUUUAUUCAUCUUUAUGAAGAUUUAGAAUUCAUUCCUUGUGUUUAAAGGGAAUGUUUAAUUGAGAAAUAAACAUUCGUGUACAAAAUGCUAA